Culicoides brevitarsis is the source of this 4537-nucleotide messenger RNA. RefSeq names its product serine/threonine-protein kinase mig-15 (gene msn). The record is from RefSeq and is a predicted model, not a curated record. Gene Ontology annotation, molecular function: MAP kinase kinase kinase kinase activity; ATP binding. Bases 334 to 4518 code for a protein of 1394 amino acids. NCBI's taxonomy places the organism in Eukaryota, Metazoa, Arthropoda, Insecta, Diptera, Ceratopogonidae. Gene Ontology annotation, biological process: protein phosphorylation. The transcript has 17 exons.
ACCAUCGUGCACACACACACAUUUUCCAUUUUGCUCGCUGCAAUUUGUAUUGUAUUGUUUCCCCCGUAUAGAGAGGUAGAAAAAAAUACAAGAGAGUUGGUAAAAGAAAAUGUGUUUUCCUAGUGAAAUUAGUGAAAAAUCCCGGCAAAUUCGUGUUUUACAAACCUUGUGAUUGAGCAAUCAGUUAUUGUAACGCUAGCAAUAAUUGUUUUUGGCACAAAUUCACAGCCAGUUAUCAAUUUUACUGAAAAUACAAAAAAAAAUCCAAGUGUCUACACACCGUACGACACAUACGAGAAUCUAUACGAGUAAAGUGAAAAAACUCACACAAAAAUGGCGAACUCAGUCAAUUGUUCGCUAGAUGAUAUCGAUUUGAAUGCGCUAAAGGAUCCCGCUGGAAUAUUUGAAUUAAUUGAAGUCGUUGGAAAUGGAACUUAUGGUCAAGUGUACAAGGGUCGACACACAAAAACGGGCCAACUCGCUGCCAUAAAAGUCAUGGACGUGACCGAAGACGAGGAAGAAGAGAUCAAACUGGAAAUUAACGUGCUAAAAAAGUACUCGAAUCAUCGGAACAUUGCCACAUACUACGGUGCAUUUAUCAAAAAGUCGCCUGCGGGCAAAGAUGACCAGCUGUGGCUCGUGAUGGAAUAUUGCGGUGCCGGCAGCGUCACCGACUUAGUCAAAUCCACCAAGGGUCAGAGCUUGAAGGAGGAAUGGAUUGCCUACAUCUGUCGCGAAAUUUUGCGCGGAUUGAGUUACUUGCACUCGAACAAAGUCAUUCAUCGGGACAUCAAGGGACAAAAUGUCUUGCUCACAGACAAUGCCGAGGUGAAACUCGUCGAUUUUGGCGUGUCGGCGCAACUUGAUCGAACCAUUGGACGACGAAAUACAUUCAUUGGUACGCCAUACUGGAUGGCCCCAGAAGUGAUAGCAUGUGAUGAGAAUCCAGACGCCACGUAUGACAAUCGCUCGGAUUUGUGGUCGUUGGGUAUAACAGCGUUAGAAAUGGCUGAGUCGCAGCCCCCAUUAUGUGAUUUGCAUCCGAUGCGAGCGCUCUUCCUGAUUCCGCGUAAUCCGCCGCCGCGACUAAAAUCGAAAAAGUGGAGCAAAAAGUUCCAUGGGUUCAUUGACACUGUUCUUGUGAAAGACUAUCAUCAGCGGCCUUACACAGAGCAAUUACUAAAAGCGCCAUUCAUCAAGGAACAACCGACGGAACGUCAAGUCCGCAUCCAGCUAAAAGACCACAUCGAUCGCUGCAAGAAACGCAAGCAGGAGAAGGAACGCGAAGAUUAUCGCUACUCCGGCUCCGAAAACGAAGAAGAAGAGCAACCGACUGCCGGCGAGCCAUCAUCCAUCAUUCAGGCAACUAACGGCGACACGUUACGUCGCAACUUCCAACAAAUCCAGGAGGGCAGAGCCAUUUCGCAAGCGCAACAAGCGCAAUUGGCCCAGGAGCAACAAAUGAAGCAACAGCAGCAAGAACAAUUGCCACAACCGAAUCGCAAUCAAAAACCAAAUCAGCGUGAAAUCAUUCCGAAUAACCAAUAUUGGGAUAAACCGACGCAAGCGACGCCGCCGCCUUUCCAUCAGCUAACAACGUGUGAAGAGCCAGAGCGACCGCCCCAAUUGCCACAACGUCAACUAAUGGCACCCGAUCCUUACAUUACAAAUUCACAGCACGCCAACAGGCCAUUACCGCCGACACCGCGGAGCUCAUCGACGCCGCAAUCGUCGCAACCGCCAGCGGCGCAACAGUCACAAGCAGCUCCCCAGCAACCGCAACGGAAUUCGCAGGGCAAUUUCAAGCCAGUGCUGCCACCUAGGAGGCCAGAGGAUUUGGAUAUCUUAGCUGCCCAACUUAAUGAAUUGGCCUCAUGCUCUUCUACUCGACAGUCUCAAGCACAGCCGGAAGCGCCGCCACGCAACAAUCGUCAAAUGCCGAAUGCCACGGGCAAGCCAGCCGCUCCCGAUCCAUCGAGCAAGUCGUCGUCGAACAAUCAUCAGCCCAUCAAUCCGCUGGAUCCGAUCGAUGACAGCGACAGCGAUAGCGAACCGGAGGAAAUUGGCAAUGAACGAACACGCAACGACGGCACUUUGUUAGCGAGUGAUCCACCAAAGCCACUUCCUGAAUUUUCAUAUAGGCCCGGAUUGAGUUCUUUGUCGGAAGAUUCGGGAGCAACUCCAGCUCACGGCUCUUCUGGCGGUCCUCCAAAUCGCCCAUUGCCACCGACGCCAGAUGAUGACGAUGCCGGCGAACGAACUCUCAUCAUGAAACGGAAUGGUCUUGCCAAUCAGUCCAACUCGAGUCUUGUUGGAACAACUUCAUCUACCACCACGUCAUCGACUGAGGGCGAAGAAGCAGUAUUACUUCGCGACUGGAAUUUCGAGCAAUUUUUCCCGAACGGCUCCGCUCGAAAUUCCGUAGCUGAAGCUCCGGUACGUGCAGCGCCAUCUAUACCCCCUCGCAGCACUCCACCGUCGCAACUGAAUGGCAUCCAAAAAAGUCGUUCCAGCAUCUUCGGCUUUGGCAGGAAAAAUGUCGAAGAGAAACCCAACCUCGAAGAUCGCGUUAAAAGCGAGAUUUUCUCGAAUAACGUGCGAAAUCGCGAAUUUGUGAAUAACCUCCAAGCGGCGAAUGGCAGCAGUCCGGGACACAAACGCCAAGAUAGCGAUUCGCGAAUCUCGUUGAACUUCGUAAGAGGCUUCCGGCGUGAAAAUACCGACUUUUUCCCGCUUUCCAAGCGACAUUCUGCCGUUUUGGGGGAAAAUCAUGCGCAAAAACCAGCGCCACAAGUCCCACUUCGCUCCAGCGCCAUCUUUCGGCGAAAUAAUGACAACAACAAAGGCGAGCCGGUACUAAAGGACUACAUUAAUCGCGCCGAUACCGACAUCCUGCGUCAACGAACGCCGCCACAAACGCAAUCGCAACAGCCGCAACCGCAGCAGAAGCCAAGCAGCAACAAGGGAAGCACUUUUGCCUUUUUGAGACCUCGCAGGGAAAAGACUGAAUCGGUAAUUCUCGUUAAAAAUACGGCAGCGCGCCAAUUGUAUGCCCAACAAGUGCAGGGAUCGCAGCAUCAGCGUCAAGGCGAAAGCAGUAAUUUGGGCACACCAGGCACCCGCACGAGCAGCGUAUUACCGGAUUUAUUGAGUCAAGCAUCGCCAGCGACACCGCCACGUCAUGACAAGUCAUCAAGCGAAGAGUAUCGAGCGGCGGUCAGCGGCAACAAUUCCGUACAUUCCACUCCCUCGAAGUCAUUUAUCGGGCAAAAUAACAAUUCCUCGCCGCAUUCGACGGUGUCGUCGAGUCAUUCGGGCUCGCCGCGUUUCAACAACAGCCCGAAUCACUCGAUCAACUCGCGAAAUAAUAACAAUUCCUCGAUUAAUUUGCAUCCGCAUUCGUUUGCUUUGCAACAGAAACAACGGAGUUUCCUCACGUUUGGCUUUGGAGCGGGCGGCUCGGGUCCGUCGCGUCGCGAAAGUCACGUAAAUGUCAAUGUGACGCCAACCAGUCACGAUGCCACGAGUGACACGCCCGAAAUUCGGAAGUACAAGAAGCGAUUCAACUCGGAGAUUUUGUGUGCAGCGUUGUGGGGCGUCAAUUUACUGAUCGGCACGGAAAAUGGCUUGAUGUUGCUCGAUCGAUCGGGACAAGGAAAGGUCUAUCAAUUAAUUUCACGUCGUCGUUUCCAACAAAUGGAGGUGCUCGAAGGACAAAACAUUCUCGUUACGAUUUCCGGAAAGAAAAAUCGCGUUCGUGUCUACUACUUGUCGUGGCUCAAAUCAAAGAUACUCAGAACGGAUGGACUCUCUGACCAAGUUGAACGUCGGAACGGAUGGAUAAAUGUGGGCGACUUACAAGGAGCCGUUCACUUUAAAAUUGUCAAAUAUGAACGUAUUAAGUUUUUGGUGAUAGCUCUCAAAGAGUCUAUUGAAAUUUAUGCAUGGGCUCCCAAGCCAUAUCACAAAUUUAUGGCAUUUAAGAGUUUUGGUGAAUUAGCACAUCGUCCUCUUCUAGUGGAUUUGACUGUGGAAGAGCAGACCAGAUUAAAAGUCAUUUACGGGUCAGCUGACGGUUUUCAUGCGGUUGACCUCGAUUCCGCCACUGUCUAUGAUAUUUAUCUUCCUAAGCAUACUCAGGGUCCAAUCACACCACACUGCAUCGUUACAUUACCAAACUCAAAUGGAAUGCAACUUUUACUUUGCUAUGACAACGAAGGCGUUUAUGUAAAUACAAUGGGACGCGUAUCGAAAAAUAUCGUGUUGCAGUGGGGCGAGAUGCCAACAUCUGUGGCUUACAUUGGCACUGGACAAAUUAUGGGAUGGGGAAAUAAAGCAAUUGAGAUCCGAUCUGUGGAGACUGGUCACCUGGAUGGUGUUUUUAUGCACAAGAAAGCUCAACGCCUUAAAUUUUUGUGUGAACGCAAUGACAAGGUAUUUUUCAGCAGUGCCAAAGGUGGAUCGUCAUGUCAAAUUUACUUCAUGACACUCAACAAGCCCGGCAUGGCAAACUGGUAGUCAAACAUUAUUAACUAAU